UCAAAAAAAUAAAUAAAUAAAGAGUCAAGUUGCAAGCCAUGAACUAAAAUCAAGUUCCUCUCAUAUACGAUAAGAAAAAUCCCAGAAUCAUUAAGAAAGAUGGAAGCUUUCAUAACAAUGUCACGAUCACUUUCUGUAUUUUUUGUUAUUCUUGGCAUUCUAAGCCACGGAACCGAAGCUGUCUUAACCCCGAGCAAACACAACUGCAGCAAUACCACUUUCACCCCAAAUAGUACGUACCAUAUUAAUCUUGAUUCUGUCCUUUCUUCACUUCGGUCAAAAUCAAAUGCUACCAGAGAAAAUGGGUUCUACAAUUCCUCUGCAGGCAAUACUUCCGGAGCCAAAGUCUAUGGCAGCUUUCUCUGCAGAGGAGAUCUCAGUCCCCAGGAGUGUCAAGAAUGUGUGGAUACCGUCACUGAAAUUAUUACCCAGAUAUGCCCUGGGAAGAAAGAAGCCAUCAUUUGGUACGACCAGUGUAUGAUACGUUACUCCAACAAAUCUUUCUUCUCCAUUAUGGAAUAUGAGCCUUUCCUUCAUGAGGCAAAUGGAGAGAAUAACAAAGAACCAAAUGGCUUCAUGGAUGUGUUGAACAAAACAAUGAACAAUAUGGUGUCUAAGGUGGUCCGACGUUAUAGGAAAUCAUCUGUAGCUAAAUAUGCAACUACAGACGCCAAAUUCCAAGGAAAUCCAAUCUACAGAUUUGCACAGUGCACUCCAGAUAUCUCUGCAGAUGAUUGUCGCAAGUGUCUUUAUAAAGCUAUUUUAAGUCUUGGCAACCAUUGCUGGGGAAAAAUUGGCUGUAGAAUUCUGAUGCCCAAUUGCUUUGUUAGGUAUGAGAAAUACCCAUUCUACACCAGCAGUCCAAAAGAUAAAUGGCGACAAAUUGUGGCUAUUGUUACUUCAACUGUCAUUUCCGCGUUGGUUUCCUUAUCAAUCUACUUGUUCUUUAAGAUGUCAAAAAAAGUGAAGAAGGAUGCUAUAAAUGAAAAAACUGCUUGCAGUGAACUUUCAACAAUGGAUUACUCAUCAAAUUUUAGUUUGAGUAUAAUUGAAGCUGCAACAAAUAACUUCUCAGACGGUAACAAGCUAGGUGAAGGGGGAUUUGGUGCAGUGUACAGGGGUAAAUUAGAAGGUGGCAAAGAAAUUGCAGUUAAGAGGCUAUCGAGAACUUCCGGUCAAGGACACCAAGAAUUCAUGAACGAAGUCACAUUAAUUGCGAAAUUGCAACACAGAAAUCUUGUCAGACUUCUGGGAUAUUGCUUAGAGCAAAAUGAAAAGUUGCUCGUCUAUGAGUACAUGCCCAACAAAAGCCUUGAUGUCUUUCUUUUUGAUACAAGUACGAGUGUGCAACUUAAUUAUAAAAGACGUCUUACCAUUAUUAAUGGAGUUGCUAGAGGCCUCCUAUAUUUACACGAAGAUUCUCGAUUUAAAAUUAUUCAUAGAGAUCUUAAAGCUAGUAAUAUUCUACUUGAUUAUGAGAUGAAUCCGAAGAUAUCAGAUUUUGGAAUGGCAAUGAUUUUUUUUGGAAAUGAAAGCAAAGAGCUUACAGAUAGAAUUGUUGGAACAUAUGGAUACUUGGCUCCAGAAUAUGCUACGGAAGGAUUGUUUUCGGUAAAAUCUGAUGUUUACAGCUUUGGAGUUCUCCUAUUAGAGAUAAUUAGUGGAAAAAGGAAUGAUCGCUUUUACUUUUCAGAAAAGGGAGAAAGUCUCCCCACUUUUGCAUGGAAGAUGUGGUCUAAAGGGCAAGGAAUGGAGUUAAUAGACUCAUUACUUGCGAAGUCAAAUGUGGCGGCACCUGAGGUCUUGAAGUACAUCCACAUUGGAUUGUUGUGUGUACAAGACGACCCAGCACAGAGACCUACAAUGUCAUCUGUUGUUGUUAUGUUGGGAAGCGAAAUAGCAACAUUUCCUCAGCCUACAAAACCUGUAUUUGUUGCAGGAUCAGCUUCAUCUUCACAUCCAAAAUUCUGUUCUGAUAAUGCGGUAACUCUUUCAAAUAUAUCACCUCGUUAAUUCUUUGCAAAUCUGUUCAAAUGUAUUCAUGUCAAUAUAAAACACAAUUUCUAUUUACAACUAAAACUAGUAACUGUAAACUAAACACGGGUGUGGCUGUAAAGAUCCUUUUUCGCAGAAAGAAGAUAUCAUACCCUAUCUUUGUAGAUUGACCAACAGUAACAGCAGGUCCAAUAACGGCUCCUGAUCCAACAUGAACAUUCUCAUCCAGUACAGCUUUGGAAUGAACUGUUUUCUAUAAUUGCUGUUGGGUUCUGUAGAGAUAAUUUAUGCUUGAUUUUAGCGCUUGAUUUUAGGGAUCUAUUGGCUUGUUUUUAGUAAUCUUUGUAAAAUAGGAAUUUGCAAUUUGAGUCCCUGAUUGUAGGGUCAAUAGCUAAAAAUUAGCUCCUA
Hevea brasiliensis (rubber tree) is the source of this 2403-nucleotide messenger RNA. Its product is annotated as cysteine-rich receptor-like protein kinase 44. The transcript is spliced from 7 exons. The coding region runs from base 100 to 2013 and encodes 637 amino acids. The record is from RefSeq and is a predicted model, not a curated record. Gene Ontology annotation, molecular function: protein kinase activity; ATP binding. Gene Ontology annotation, biological process: protein phosphorylation. Lineage: Eukaryota; Viridiplantae; Streptophyta; Magnoliopsida; Malpighiales; Euphorbiaceae.